UCCUGCUUUUUGUCUAUGACGUACAGCUAUUGACGUUUCAUUUUUGGGGGCGGGUAUCCUCUUUUUUAGGGAAAUUCAAAGGAAAAUGCGAUUUUUAGUGGACUAGCGUCGAUUGAACCCAUUUAGGAUUUUAUCAAGAAUCAAUGUUUCGCUGUAGAAAGUAGUAGCAGGCCUUAAAAUGAUCGGGGGCCUAUUUGUCUACAACCACAAAGGCGAGGUCCUGAUCUCCCGUGUGUACCGGGAUGACAUUGGACGGAAUGCCGUGGAUGCGUUCAGGGUGAACGUCAUCCAUGCACGACAGCAAGUACGGUCACCUGUCACCAACAUUGCUCGGACAUCUUUCUUUCACAUCAAGCGAGCGAACAUCUGGAUAGCAGCGGUGACCAAGCAGAAUGUGAAUGCUGCCAUGGUCUUUGAGUUCCUCCUCAAGAUCAUCGACGUGAUGCAGUCGUACUUCGGCAAGAUCUCCGAGGAGAACAUCAAGAACAACUUUGUACUCAUCUAUGAGUUGCUUGAUGAGAUCCUCGACUUCGGGUAUCCACAGAACUCGGACACGGGCGUGUUGAAGACCUUCAUCACCCAGCAGGGCAUCAAGUCUGCCUCCAAGGAGGAACAGGCUCAGAUCACGUCACAGGUGACUGGACAAAUCGGGUGGCGACGCGAGGGCAUCAAGUACCGGCGUAAUGAGCUGUUCCUGGAUGUGCUGGAGUAUGUCAACUUGCUCAUGUCCCCACAGGGACAAGUGCUCUCCGCCCACGUGGCCGGUAAGGUAGUAAUGAAGUCCUACCUCUCAGGAAUGCCGGAGUGCAAGUUCGGUAUCAACGACAAGAUCGUCAUGGAGGCCAAGGGAAAGGGAAAUGAAAUGUCGUUCUCAGGCGGAAUAUCAGGCAACACUGACAGCGAUCCAGCGCGAUCCGGCAAACCAGUAGUCGUGAUAGACGACUGCCAGUUCCACCAGUGCGUCAAGCUCAGCAAGUUCGAGACGGAGCACUCUAUCUCCUUCAUACCGCCUGAUGGGGAGUUCGAGCUCAUGAGAUAUCGUACGACAAAGGACAUCUCCCUUCCGUUCCGCGUGAUCCCUCUAGUACGAGAGGUCGGCCGCACCAAGAUGGAAGUGAAGGUGGUGCUCAAGAGCAACUUUAAACCCUCGCUACUUGGGCAGAAGAUCGAAGUUAAGAUCCCCACGCCGCUAAAUACGAGUGGAGUCCAGCUGAUCUGUCUCAAAGGCAAAGCCAAGUAUAAGGCUUCUGAGAACGCUAUCGUUUGGAAAAUCAAGCGCAUGGCUGGCAUGAAAGAGACUCAGCUAUCAGCGGAGAUCGAGCUGCUGGAAACGGACACCAAGAAGAAGUGGACGCGUCCGCCUAUCUCCAUGGGCUUCGAGGUGCCUUUUGCGCCCUCUGGCUUCAAGGUGCGCUACCUGAAAGUGUUCGAGCCGAAGCUGAACUACUCGGAUCAUGACGUCAUCAAAUGGGUACGCUACAUCGGCCGCUCCGGACUCUACGAGACCAGAUGCUAAGCAACGGUGAUUCGACUAAGCCGCGCGAUUUGGGAGCCGACGUAAGGACAUGUGGGAUGUGGCGUGUUACAUAAUAUUGUUCUGUAUAUAAUUUCCAACCUUUACCAGACAUCGGCGUAUGAGAUUUUAAUGAUUUUAUUUUUGUUUUAAACAAAUAUUUUAUUUUUCUAAGUUUUAAUGUUAAUACUGAAUAUCGGGUCCAUAGUUUGCAUAUUUUUAUUUUUUUAUAUUUCAUAUUUAGUGCUGAUUCCAGUACAUAGCAUCUAAUUUUAUUUUAAGUUAUAUCUGUCAUUUUCUUAUCCGCCGAAAAGGAAAGGGACGGGUAAUCGAUAAGCAUAAAAUUUAUGGAACACACUCAAUUUGAGGCAUAUAUCCAAACAACCCUAUAAAAUGUUUACAUUGGCCAAUAACCCGACCUAAUUAAGUUGCCAGCGCACAUCAAACGGUUUGUAUACCAACGAGAUACCUAUAUGGUUCGCCCGGGAUAUUCAUUGAUUCACUCAUUCAUUUUUCCAAUUAACAGUUGUCAGUUAUCUGUCAUUUUCGUUUUCGGCGGAUAAGAAAGUGGUAUAACUUAAAAUAAAUUUAGAGGUGUCUGCAGGAAUCGGGGCCAUUAUAUAUAUAAUUUAUAAUAACAUAUAUUAAUCUCAUUUUUAUGUAUGAAUGUGUCACCUAGAAUCUCAUGAUUUGUAUGAGUAUGUAUGUACUAUGGUGCAUGUAAAUUAUUGAACUUUUGGUAAAUCUGUAAAGACGUUUUGGUAAAACAAAACCAUAGUGAAAUCUAUACUUGUUGAUGUAAUGUUACGAACAUGUUUACAAUAAUUUAUGUAACUUUGAACAUCUGUUCUUUUGGCAAACUGCGAAACAUAAUUAUGAACAACUGGCAUAAAGAUAAGUUGGAUGACCAAGUAUGUUUAAAAAUAUAUCAAUUGGUGUUUUAGAAUAUCUUUACGAAAGAGAAAAAAAAAACUACUCUCUUACCAACUUGUAAGCUCUACAGUUCGAUCGAUAGCUUAUUGAUAGUUUAAAAAGACCAACAGUAUCGAUACGAUAUCGAUAGUAUAGCUUAUCGACAGUUUAAAAAAACCAACAGUAUCGAUAUGAUAUCGAUAGUAUAGCUCAUCGAUAGUUUUAAAAGACCAACAUUAACGAUAUGAUAUCGAUAGUAUAGCUUAUCGAUAGUGUAAAAUAACAACGGUAUCGAUAUGAUAUCGAUAGUUUAAAAAACCAACAGUAUCGAUAUGAUAUCGAUAGUAAAGCUUAUCGAUAGUUUCAAUACUAUCGAUAGUAUAAAUGAUUUUCAAGGUCAACUUUCGAUAGCUCGGCAACAGUACUCUACAGUCCUAUUAAAAAGGUUCUAAGGUUAUCAAAUAUUCAUGCAAUAAUCAACAUUGUUGUUAGUAUAAAUAACGUUAAUUUUAGCAUCCCAAUCACCAUUCCUAUUACAUUUUAACAAUCUUAUUUUGUAGAUUAUUUUCGUGCUCGAUUAUUUUUUUUAUUAAUAAAAAUUAUAUAUUCAAUAAUAACUAUAUUUAAAUACCUUUAUUUGAAGCGUACUUUUUUCGAAAAUUAAAAAGGAACUUGGCUAAAGACAAAAUAAUCUUGAAUAAAUAAAAUAAUAAAUCUAUUAUAAAAUACAUCGUCUAAUUAAUCUAUUAGAUACUUCACACGAUUAUCUGGCAAGAUAAAUGUUUGUCUAUCAAUAAAAUUAAUAAACUAUAACAACGGCCUCCGUGGUCCAGUGGUUUGAGCGUUGGGCUCGCGAUCCGAAGGUCCCGGGUUCAAAUCCCGGUGGGGACAUAUCACAAAAAUCACUGUGGUCCCUAGUUUGGUUAGGACAUUACAGGCUGAUCACCUGAUAGUCCGAAAGUAAGAUGGUCCGUGCUUCGGAAGGCACGUUAAGCCGUUGGUCCCGGCUACUAUUUACCGAUGUAAGUAAGUAGUCGUUAUAUAAGACAUGUUAGGGGCCUUUGGCGGCUCAAUAAUAACCCUGACACCAGGGUUCAUGGGGUUGGUAAUCCACCUCACAACCCACACGAUAGAAGAAGAACUAUAAUACUUUGCUUUGUUUGAUUCGUUUUGGUAUCUAAUGAGUUGUUUAGACGAUUGUUUAGUAAGCUCUAGCAAGUUUCUUGUAUCUUGGUUACUGUCGACCCGUUUAUUUAAAAUGUUAUAGUAAAUUCGCCUUAUUGUAUAUGUAUGUAUUUAUACGAAAAGCUAUCACUAUGCUACGAAAUUAUGAUAAUAUUAGUUUAAUAUUAGCUAUAAUGUUUGAUACAGUUUGUCAGGGAACAUUCAAUAUAAAUGUUAUGAAACUAAGGCACCUUAUUUUGCCCUAUAUACUAGUGACCCGCCCCGGCUUCGCUCGGGUGCAAUGCUGAGGAAAAAAUGAAAUUAUUUACGACAUCACAUUAAAAACCUUAAAAAAAAAACACGAUUUCUCCACUAUUUCAUGGAUGUUAUUAUACAUAUAAACUUUCCUCUUGAAGCACUCUAUCUAUUAAAAAGAACCGCAUCAAAAUCCGUUGCGUAGUUUUAAAGAUUUAAGCGUACAUAGCGAUAUAGGGACAGAAAAAGCGACUUUGUUUUAUACUAUGUAGUGAUACAUACACAAACUAUAUACGUCCCACUACUGGGCACAGGCCUCCUCUCAAUCAACCGGGGGCGCAUACCAAGCUACUCCACAGCAGGUCAGUGGAAGUGGUUAUUAAGCUAAUAGCCGGGACUGACUGCAUAACGUGCCUUCCGAAGCACGGAAUCUUCAUGCUUUUUCAAUCAAUCAGGUGAUUAAGUCUGCAGUGUCCCGGCGAAACAAAGGACAGUCUCACAAAGUGAUUUCGAUAAUGUCCCCCAUCGGACCUGGCCCAGUGGGGGCUGUUGCGGACACUUUCCUAAAUAUAUCUCUGGCAUUCUGUAUUAGUAAGUAGGUAUUAUUUCAAAGAAUUGAUAAAGAGUGUACGGUUCCGCGAUUAGGGGGUCUCGAACAGGCGACAUUAAAACAAUUCAUCUAAAAAGCAACAUUGCAAUUUGUCAUUUGCAUAUAAAAGUCAAAAAAUAUCAAAAAGCAAUAUUGCUUUUUAAGUGAAUUGCUCUAAUGUGGCCUUUUUAACCUACCAGGUAUUAUUAUAAGUGCAUGCUGUUAUAGAAAUGCUUAUGUUGUAUCGUGUUACAAAAGGAUAAUGUACAAUAAAAAGAAAAUAUA
Messenger RNA from Pectinophora gossypiella (pink bollworm), 4718 nucleotides. It is a transcript of the gene AP-2mu, whose product is annotated as AP-2 complex subunit mu. The transcript is spliced from 11 exons. The record is from RefSeq and is a predicted model, not a curated record. Gene Ontology annotation, biological process: clathrin-dependent endocytosis; intracellular protein transport. Gene Ontology annotation, cellular component: AP-2 adaptor complex; cytoplasmic vesicle. Gene Ontology annotation, molecular function: clathrin-cargo adaptor activity. The coding region runs from base 179 to 1516 and encodes 445 amino acids. NCBI's taxonomy places the organism in Eukaryota, Metazoa, Arthropoda, Insecta, Lepidoptera, Gelechiidae.